Messenger RNA from Saccostrea echinata, 1707 nucleotides. RefSeq lists its product as uncharacterized. The transcript is spliced from 5 exons. Lineage: Eukaryota; Metazoa; Mollusca; Bivalvia; Ostreida; Ostreidae. Bases 1 to 969 code for a protein of 322 amino acids. The record is from RefSeq and is a predicted model, not a curated record.
AUGGCGGGAUGUUCCGAAACCUCAAGUGGUGAUUUACUUGAAAAACUUGAAAUGCGUUUCGAACGUAAAUCGCCAACUGAUAUUAUCACUGAGCACAUGUCCGUUGUAGCAUAUAAUCUUAUGCGUGAUGAAAUAAAAAAUCUUGAGGAAGUAGCAGAUAUCUUGGGAAGUCUUAAUAAUCUUAACCAUGAGAAUUUACAUGAGAUCAAUUUUAAAGGUCUCAAUUUCGUCAAGCCAGUAGAGGAAAACCUGCGAUACAGCGUUACGCUCAAGGAAAUCAACAUAUCAAAGUACUCAACAUUUGUGAACAAAUUUGGAGUGAGUCUUUGGUAUGUUCUGAAAGGAAAACAGCCUGUUAUUUCUGAGGCAAAGUAUCGGUGCCUAUUUGAGCAAUUUCUUCAGAUGUUUGGAAUCGAAGUCAUGGCACAGCCUGAAAUAGAUAUGGAAUCAACAGAGAUUUUUCAUAGAAAAGUUUCAUCAAGGGCAGAUAUUGUGUGCUUUAGUCCUAAAGAUGUUGAGAAAUACUCUUUGGCAGUUUGCAAGGUGAAAAAUGAAUGCUGUUUCACUGAUGUGGAGACAGAACCAUCAGCGCCAAAAUUAAGAAGAACAGAAGAUGCCCCACAAAGAAUCCAAAUACGUAAAGAAAAAUUUAGUUUACCUGAUGGGUUACAUGCACAACAUGUUGGUGACCUCUUGGCCUACCUUGACAAAUCAGUAUGUAAAGAAGCAAUUUUGGGAAUGACAGUGGAAAAAACAAUGGUUACAUUCACAAGGUUAUUGGUGAAGGAUGAAACAAUGGAAAAGCUUCAAAGAUCAUCAAGUGAUUCAGUAAAGUUAAAGGAAGAAGAAAGGCCUGUUCUGUAUUACAGUAAACGUUACAAUUACUUGCUGCUGGAGGAUAGAAAAGAAAUUGUAAAAGCUCUUCUGACUCUCGCAGUGAUGGAAAAGCGGCGAGCAAAAAAGUCUUGAUAUCAGACGCUGUUCUUUACAGAGCUAUUUUUGUCUGAUAAGUGUUUACAAAUGGAACUCUUAAGUUUGACUGGUGCUAAUUUUUAUAGGGAACCUUACAGAUGUUCUUCAUAUGGCUCCCCUACUUUCAAAUGGUACCCAAUUUCUUUCAAGCAUCAUUGGGUAACACAUACAUUUAUAAUAUGUACAUGUGUACCACCAUUUCACCUUCCUAAGUAUUGUUUUUGGAAUUAUAACACAGGUUUGCAAAAAUUAGGCCAGUCAGAAUUCAUAUCAUUUCCAUGCACAUGCUGUGAUGCUAUAUAAAUGAUUUCAUACUGCAUAACUCUUAAAAACAUUUUCAAAGUAUUUCAUUGAAAAAUUAAAAAAUAUAUAUAUAACCAUGAAAGGAUUAGCCAACCAGAUAUCAGAUGGUUUGUACACUAGUAUAGGCUUUCCUGACUGUCUAUCAAUGUGUUAGCUUUUUGAGGUCAUUAACACUGUGAGGCUUAGAGCCUUCAUACCUUGUCAGUUUAUGUAUUUUUGGGGAAGAUGUAUUGUAAUUCAAAAGUAAGUCAACUUUGCUUCAUUUUGAUUUUUUUUUUAGCUUUAUAUAUGUCAAGUAAUGCCCAAAUCAUAUCUUGAAAACUGAGGCCCAGCAACAUCAAACUUUGUCAGUAUCCUGAGAAGAAAAUGUUUUGUAAUACAAAAGUACCUUGACAUCAUUUUGAAAAUAAAACAUAAGAAUCCAAACUGCUU